AAGUCUGCUUUACAGUAACAAAAAGUUGAAAGCAAACAUUAAACAUUAAAAUAAAAAAGGCACUUUUCGAUUGAAAAAUCGGUCAAAAUCAAAGCAACGAAAAAUAAAAUGAUUGCGUCACUGAUUGUGCAUUAUUUGAAACGUUUUUAACUCUAAAACAAAUUUUUUCUCCCGUUAAAAAUCUUGUACUUUUUUCUACAGUAAGCCGGUAAAAGCAACAAAAUUUCGCUGAAAUAAAUUGGAAAAUUUGGCGUGCACUUUGCGCGAGUGUAGCGAUUCUGAUAGGAGGGGGGCAGAGAUUGGCAAAACUAAACUGGAAAAGUGAAAAAGUAUAGUGCAACAAAGUUGGGUGAAGUGAAGACGAAAGAAAGACGUGGGUAGUCGUAAACAAAAACAGUGCAUUCGUUGCAGUUUGAUACAGAGAAGCUUGUAAUCACGUAGUUUCGAUACUCUGCACCACGAUUCAGCCAGCGGCCGGUAUUCGCGAACGUGUUCCGUUGACAAAAAUAUUGCCGCCUCUAUUGCUCACACGGAAGUCGAAGCGGCGGAAGUGUGUAUAUCCAAGCGGGAGCACAUUAGUGCGCGUCUAUUAAUUCGUUUUGUUUUGAUAGUUUUCGCUUAGCGGUGCGUGCAUAGGUAAGAGUGAGACAAUACCAUAAUCGUAGGGUGCACACUUUGACAGCGAAACAGAGUGGAAACGUCGUAAAAGGCAGAAAGAAAUUCGCCUUAACUAGGACGGACUUUUUUCGCUUAGACCAUUUUGAAAAAAUAAAACAUGGCUGGUAGAGGCAGCAUCGAUCAUUCAAGGAACUUUGGAGACCGUCCAGGAAAGCAAUUACCAACGGAGCCUCCAUUCAUUGCAUAUGUAGGAAACUUGCCACAGGGACUAGUACAAGGCGAUGUGAUUAAAAUUUUCCAAGAUUUCGAGGUAAAAAAUGUACGUUUGGUUAAAGACCGAGAAACGGAUCAAUUCAAAGGAUUCUGUUACGUGGAAUUUGAAACGUUGGAUAACCUAGAACGCGCUUUGGAAUGCGACGGACGCAUUAAAUUAGAUGACUUAUCUGCACCGUUAAGAAUUGAUAUAGCCGAUCGCAGGAAAAACGAACGGGGUGGAGCUACCGGUGGUGGCGGUUUCAACAAACGAGGCCCGCCCAGACAAGGUGGUGCUACCGGGGGCAGCGGUGGUGGUGGUGGUGGCAAUCACCAAUUCAAUCGUGGUGCCGGUGGUGGUAAUCGUGGAGAUAAUAGAGGUUCGUACAAUGAUAAUUAUGGUCACAACGAUAGAAAUCGCGGCGGAGGCGGCGGCGGCAGCGGUGGUGGUGGUGGCAUGAAUAGAGGAUACAACGAUCGUCCAGCGAAUCGUGGUCGUUAUGGCAAUUUCAACAAUGAUGAUCGUUUCGAGCGAAAUCAUGAUCGCAAUAAUCGCGAAGGAAGCUUUGGCGCUCAAAGUCGAGAUGGCGGAAACGAUCGCUACAACAAUUUCAGUCGUAAUAGAGGUGAACGCGAGCGUACACACUUUAAUCCCAGUCAUAAUGAAAGACCCGCACCGGCUCCGGCUCCGUUAGGCAGUAUAGAUGACAGCGAGAGGCCACGGUUAAAUUUGAAACCACGAACCAUUCAAGCGCCCAUCAAUGCGCUGGCAGAGACAAAGCAGGCGGCUGCGAUCUUUGGCAAUGCCAAGCCUCGCGAAGAGAAAUUCAAGGAACCAGAGAACGAUACUAAGGAGCACGACGAUGUAGAUGAAUAAAGAGAGAGUGAGAAGAGAGUCGUUUUGUCGUAUAAUUGAAAUAAAAAAGAAAACUAAAAGCAGUAAACAGAAAGAAAACCAGACAAAGAAUAAAACUUCAAUACAAAUUGCUAUAAACAUUAAAAACUUUAUAUGAUAAAACUUAGCAGCAGUAACAUCAGCAAAUAGCAAAUGCAAACAUCAAAAAUAAAAUCAUUUUUUUUUCUCAAGUGGCAUCUUUUGCGAAAAUGGAAGUGAAAAUAAAAGGGGAAAAGGAUAUUUGAUUAAAGCGGACAAGGAGAAAAAACGUGCGAAUUGAAAUAAAUAAAGAAAAAACGAGCGAAAAGUAAUUGUGCAACACGAGUAAAGACUCUCAAACAAAAUAAAUAAAUAAAAGAAAAGAAAAUUACUAAAACUAAAUUGACGUUAACGCGAAAAUAGAAAGCAUCAGCAUCGACUGACUGAGAGCAAAAGCAAAGUUAAUAUUACAGAGCGAAAACACGAAGUUAACGGGCGCGAGUGAAUUUAACAAGGGACUUGUUAAACAAGCUAGCUAGCAGGCCUAGUAAAGUCUAGUGGGUUUGGUAUUGUGGGAAACGAAGCGACGCGUGGGUGGCGAUUGCGGACAUAACAUUCGUUUGCGGACAUUGUAAAACUUGUGACGGCAAAGAGUUUAAGGCAGAGAGGAAAGGUGUAUGCAAAUGAAAAUCGAAAUUAAUUGGAAUUAAACAACUAGAUAUUUUAAAAUAAAGGAGUAAUGCAACAAAAAAACUGAAUAAUUUAAAACUUAAUGCAAAGCGGAACGCAAAAUAUAAAAAAGCCUAUGUUAAGAAUAUAUUUAAAUAAACUUAUUAAUACUAUACACAUAUAUUAUAGAGUUCUAGACUACCACAGAUAACUGAAAAGCGGAAAGCGAAAAGAAAAAAGAAAAAGAGUAAAAAGCAAUAAGAUGGAAAAAUUUGAGUAAAUUAAAGAAAUUAAAGUAAAAACCCGAUCCGAGGUAGAAAAAGCAGUCAAAAUAAAUAAUUAAUCCCUUCCCUCCUCAAAUUAGAAAAAGAAAAAAGGCAAUUAACAUAAAAGCAAAGCGCUACACACGUUAAGGAAAAAACACACGCAUACAUAACAACAAAUUAUAUUAAUUAUAUUUAAAUUUAAUAUAAAUAUAUGUAAUAAACUACUCUAAUAUAAAUAUUUGCAUCAUACAUACAAACAAAAACAUAUUAUAUUACAUUUUACAUGUGACCACAGUAAGAACUGUGACUAAACGACUUGAAUGUGAAAACAAAUAACAGUAAAGUAAUAAAGUAAAUAGAAACAGCAGAACAUCGUAUUGUCCACACAGAACGAAUUACAGAGCAGAAAGAAGUUGAAAAUUGAAGGAGAGGAGGAAAAUAUAACUAAAUAGAAAAACUAAAAGAAGAGCGAAAAACAGUAAAGUAACUAGAGAGAGGGUCUUUUAGUAGAGCAGUUAAGAAAACAGUGAACAGAUAAAUAUUUGAAUAAGAGAAAUUCAAGCUUGCUAGCCUUAAGCUCAGCUCUAAACAAAAUCAGUAAUUUCUGAAACUAUAUAUCAUCCCUUCUGAUUUUUAAACUACCAAAAUACGGUUACAUUUGCCAAUAAAUAUAAAUAAAUAGUUUUUUUACUAUAUCAAAGCUGCUUGCUAAAUCCUUUUUUUACUCAAUCGCAAUUGUUUCUGUGCGCCUCCGCAGGAUUUGAAAUUUGUCACUAUCUUCCGCCUGGCUUUUGCCAAACACCGGGCAGCAAAUAAAUACAAUACAAGUUAUUGCAGCCGACAAUUAAAAAACUCCCAGUGCUAUUGCCAAUAAAACUUCGUCAGCAAACCAGUCACAUUUUCGGGAGUACUCUGCUUAUAUAUACUUCGAGUCUUACUCAGCCUGCAAUAUAUCUACACAUGCGUUUAUAUAUUUACAUAAUUACAAAAUAAGAGAAUACACAAACGUUUUUAUUAUACAGUUUAACUACAAAAUUAUUAUUUGUAUUAAGUAUACCGGAACGCUCACCCGAGACCCCGAUUAAAGAUUUGUUUUCUACUUGCGCACAUCCCAUUAACCCUCGCGUUUGUUUCCCACUAUUUACACCAUUAAAUCCGAUCCACUUUAUGCGGCUGUUCCUUUUAUUUGUCUAAUCAUCCACUUUGCACUCUUGCUAUCUCUGAGUUGUAGUUUAUUAUAUAUAUAUAUUUUUUUUUUAAUUUUAUAUACUUGUUUAUGCAUGUUUGCAGCGCGUUUUUGUUAUAAUAAAAAUUAUGAUUUUUUAUUUACAUUUUUAAUUUCACUCGAAUUAGAGGCAAAAACGAAGCAAGUAAUAUUAAAUUUGCAUAAUUCAAAAACAAAGAAAAUAUUAUAUAAAAGUAAAAGAUAAAGUUAAAGAAAGCAAAGAAAAUAUUUAAAAAUAAAACAAAAGGCAAAUAUAAACGCAUAAAAAAAAUUUUGUACACAGACCAAAGGCGAAAACAGCAGACGGUAAAUCAGUAUAAAAUUUAAUUACAUAAAAAUUAAUACUUAAUUAUUAUUAAUGGUAAUAAUUAAUGGUAAUUAUUAAAGUAAAGUAAAGAAGAAAGAAAAAUACAAAAACACGACAAAAAGUAAAAAACGCAAAAAAUUAAGCAAAAUAAUAAAAAUAACAAUAAAAGAAACUAUAUUGAAUAAUUACUUUUAUAUAAGUAUAUUUAAAUAUACAAAAAGGAUGCAUACAAUUAUUAAUUUUAUGUUUACUAAAUUAAUAAAUACAAUAAUUCAAAAUAAAUCAAA
Anastrepha obliqua is the source of this 4498-nucleotide messenger RNA. RefSeq names its product eukaryotic translation initiation factor 4H (gene eIF4H1). NCBI's taxonomy places the organism in Eukaryota, Metazoa, Arthropoda, Insecta, Diptera, Tephritidae. The transcript is spliced from 5 exons. The record is from RefSeq and is a predicted model, not a curated record. Gene Ontology annotation, molecular function: RNA binding. The coding region runs from base 776 to 1747 and encodes 323 amino acids.